This is a messenger RNA of Dreissena polymorpha, 3261 nucleotides long. RefSeq lists its product as uncharacterized. The transcript has 4 exons. The record is from RefSeq and is a predicted model, not a curated record. The coding region runs from base 1 to 3261 and encodes 1086 amino acids. NCBI's taxonomy places the organism in Eukaryota, Metazoa, Mollusca, Bivalvia, Myida, Dreissenidae.
AUGGAGAGACAGGUGGCAGCUAGGAAAGACUGGCAUAGGGGUCGAACGAGAGUGGGGGAGGAUGAUCGACCUACAAGCCAACAGGUAACGAACACGCCCGAUCAACAGACAACGAAUCAGAACACGGACUGGGCAAGAACAUGUAGUUGUGGGAAGGUGUGUAAGAAUAAGGUGGGACUGAAGAUUCAUCGCACAAAGAUGGGAUGCGCACCAAUCCUAAAUCUGUUGCAACGCACAAGGCAACUUGGUGAGACGGAGGAGGAGCUGGAUCAGGAUGAACACCACAGUGUCCAGAGCCUCCACGCAUCAGAAGAGGGUGAGGUAACCAUUGAUAACGCAGAGAGGACUGAAGAUCGAGCUGCGGUAGAAUCUACAGAGCGGCGGAAGAAAGUGAUGUGGCCCGCAAGUACAGAGAGAGCGAAGUGGAAGGCGUUUGAAGAGGAGCUGGAACUGGUGAUGGAGAACGUUCUGAAAGGCAAAGUAGAGAGCAAGCUGCAUGUCAUGUCUGAGCUGAUCUACACAUUUGGAAAAGAGCGAUUCGGAACAGCUAAAGAGAAAGUCGGACAACCCAAGCUUGGCGGGAAUAGAAGACUGCAGAAGAUUUCCAACCUAAGGGGAGAACUCAGACGCUUGAAAAGCAGAUACAGACAAGCAGAGAAUGAGGAGAAACAAGGUCUGGCAGAACUGAGAGAUGAUGUACGGAAGGAGAUCCAGUGUUUACGGAGAGCAGAGAAUCUGCGCCGGAAGAGACACGAGAGAAGGCGAAAGAGAGCUCAGUUUACUAGCAAUCCAUUUCAGUUUGUGAAGCGUUUGCUCGGAGAAAAGAAGACAGGCGAACUUCAAUGCACAAAAGAGGAGGCAAACAAGUACAUCAAAGAUAUGUACAGUGACAGCGACCGUCACAAGGAACUGGGCGAGUGCGACAAGUUGCUCACACCAGAUGAUCCUGAACAUGACUUUGAUUGUGCAGAACCUAGGUUGCAAGAAGUCAAGGACAUUGUAAGGAAGGCCAGAGCGUCUUCAGCACCAGGACCCAAUGGAGUACCGUACAGAGUAUACAAGAACUGCCCCAAAUCUUGCUACGGAGAGCUUUGCAGAGAAUGGCCGAAGGCAGAGGGAUGUUUUAUUCCUAAAGAAGAGGAUUCGUCAACCCUUGGUCAGUUCAGGACUAUCUCUUUGCUGAAAGUGGAAGGGAAGAUACUCCUCGCUGUCCUUUCGAAAAGAAUGACCUCUUAUUUGCUUCAGAACAAGUACAUAGAUACAGCUGUGCAGAAAGGAGGAGUACCCGGUGUAUCUGGGUGCAUCGAGCAUACCAGUGUCAUCACCCAAAUCAUCAAGGAAGCACGCGAGAACAAAGGAGACAUCGCAGUGAUCUGGCUUGACCUAGCAAAUGCAUAUGGUUCUGUUCCGCAUCAGAUGAUACAAAAGACUCUACAAUUGUAUCAUGUACCCGUUCGAUUUCGGCAGAUGUUGCGGCACUAUUUCGACGGCUUCAUCAUGAGAUUUUCAACAAGGGCAAUAACCACUGACUGGCAAAAACUGGAAGUAGGCAUCGUUACCGGGUGCACAAUUUCAGUGGUGCUGUUCGCAGCAGCCAUGAAUCUGAUAGUGAAGUCAGCGGAGAAGCCAUCCAGAGGACCCAAAAUGACUUCGGGGUGUAUCCAACCACCAACGAGGGCAUUUAUGGACGAUAUGACUAUUACAGCAAAGUCGUACGUCGAGGGAAGGUGGAUGCUGCAAGACAUUGGCGAACUUAUCGAGUGGGCCAGAAUGAAGUUCAAACCCCAGAAAUCAAGGAGCAUGGUUUUGAGGAAAGGAAAGAUUCAGGAGAGUGCAAGAUAUAGAAUCAAAGAUCAGCUCAUCCCUACUGUUAAGGAGCAACCAGUGAAGUGCCUCGGGAAGUGGUUUCGAGACUCACUCAAUGAUCAACAGAGUAUCAAAGACACGGUAGUUCAAAUGGAGAACUGGUUGAAAGAUGUGGACAAGUGUGGUCUGCCAGGAAAAUUCAAGGCCUGGAUUUACCAACAUGGCAUCCUACCACGCCUAUUGUGGCCGCUGCUGGUGUACAGUGUACCGUCAUCAACAGUGGAAGCAAUGGUGAGGACAAUAAAUUCAUUCCUCAGGAGGUGGAUGGGGGUGCCAAAGAGUUUCACCAGCCUCGACAGUAGAGAUGAGAAGGUUAGAGAAGCAGGAGUGCAGGUCAACACCGGGAGAAAGUGGAGGGCUGACAAGGCAGUUGAAGAGGCUGAGGCUCGUCUUCGGCACAGCGACAUUGUCGGUAAUGUCGCACACGGGCGACUAGGCUUCGGAUGCGUCACCCGUUCGCAAUGGAGCAAAGCCAGUGCAAAAGACCGACGCACCCAAGUGCAGGAAGAGAUUCGCCGAAUGGAGGAAGAAUCCAGGCUCACCAGAGCUGUUACCCUACAGAAACAGGGAAAAUGGCUGAACUGGGAGGGAGUACCCCAGAGAAAGCUUACAUGGAAUGCAAUCUGGACCAUGGAAAGCGACAGACUUAGUUUCUUGCUCAAGUCUGUCUACGACGUGCUGCCAAGUCCAACAAACCUAGUGACUUGGGGUCUUGCCGAAAAGCCAGAUUGCAAGCUCUGUGGAAGACCAGCGAAUCUGGAGCAUGUCCUGAGCUCAUGCAGGACAGCCCUGUCUGACGGUCGAUACAGAUGGCGUCACGACAGGGUUCUUGCUUCAAUCGCCGAUCAUCUAGAUCAAGCACGAAAAGCGCAGAAGACGACCAACAAAGGCCCCUCAUUCAUUUCCUUUGUCAGAGCCGGAGAAGAAGGGGCAAAGGCCAAACGCGCAUGUGGGAUUCUUGGAACGGCAACAGAUUGGAGAAUGGAAGCAGACUUGAAGAAACAGCUCAAGUUUCCACAUGAGAUCACCGUGACAAACCAGAGACCCGCCAUAGUACUGUGGUCAGCUGCAUCAAAACAGGUUGUGAUGGUGGAGCUCACAGUACCAUGGGAGGAGCGGAUUGAAGAGAGCUUCGAACGGAAGCGCGAAAAGUACCAGGCCCUCACAGAUACCUGCACAGAGAAAGGCUGGAAGGCAUGGUGUUUUCCAGUGGAGGUGGGCUGCAGAGGUUUCCCAGCGCAAUCACUGUGGCGCACUUUCAGCAGACUGGGGGUUACAGGACAGGUCCGGAAACGGGCCAUAUCGGUUGUUGCACGUGAAACGGAGUCUGCUUCCUUGUGGCUAUGGCGGAAGAGAGAGGAGAAGUGGAUAGGGGGACACAGGGCUGUCGACUAG